AUGAAGCGCAGCAGACGCAGCUGGACGACCAAGGAGGAUGAGCUCCUCCGCAAGCUGGUCCAAAACUGUGGGUGCAUGGAGAACAGCUCCCACAAUUCCUUCCCACACCUUGCCUCAUCCCGCACUCUGAUACUUUCUUCUGCUACAGCACUCGACACCUCGGACACGGUCCUCUGGAGCGAGCUCGCCCAGAAAGUCCCUGGCCGCUCGAACAAAGACUGCCGCAAGCGGUGGUGGAACACGCUGGCCGGCGGCAACAUCAAGGGCGUCUGGUCGCCGGAGGAGGACAAGCGACUCAGCGAGGCGGUGCGGGAGCAUGGCAACAACUGGACUCAGAUCGCCACCCUCGUGGGGUCUCGCUGUGCCGAUCAGUGCUCUAGUCACUGGCGGCAGGUGUUGCGGCCCAAUGACGAAGAACUUCUCAAGGCAGUCCAAACGCAUGGCACCAACUGGUCGGCGAUUUCGGCAUUUCACAACCCUCCGCGCACAGGACUGAGUUUGAAGAAUCGAUAUACGAGGAUUCGGGUGAAGGAGGAGCGUGCAGGUCCAUCCGUGCUGAGCAAGGGCCCUCCUGCACCUGGUGACAGGCGCAACAGGGUGGUGAAACUGGGGAGGAAACGCAGCUUCCCGCAAAGGGGCAUCACUCCGGACUGCGACGAGCAAUUGAGAGAAGGUAGGACCUCAGAUGAGUGCCCCGACAGCCCGGACGCGCCAAGGGAAUAUCUGCAUCCCAUCGAGCUCAAGCCGCCAGCUUCCUGGUCGAUUCGAUCCCCCAACAACGCCUCCAGUAAUUGUCGGGAAACAUCCACACCGUGGGUGGGCCAUGGGACCAUCGACCCCCGCCUGAUCCUGCCGUGCCCAUUUAGCACAGAGGAUUGUCGGGUGGAUAGCACACCCAAUCUGACAGUGUCUGCAAUUGGCGGCUCCUGGCUGCCGUCCUUCGACCGGGUGCUGGACGCCACGCAGGCUGAAAACGAUUGGGACCGUCAGGUGCUCUUGUUGCCUCGUGACGCGUACCCGACGGACAACAGUUUCCGAACCGUGCACGAGGCACUCUACCUUGCGCCUGACCCGUGCAGCCUGAGGAGUUCCCGACACUCCUCCACAGAACCACUGCAUCCAUUCCUCACCAUGACCGAGCUAGACUUGAUGCCCCGGGAGCCCUCUCUGCGUGCCUCAGUCCCCUCCGGGAGCUGUGAGAAAACAGCAGAGACGAACAUGCACCGGGUCUCGCUCGAUCUCUCGUGUACGACGAGCCAGUUUAGCAGCAUCAUGUCCCGGGUUGCCGACACCGGUGCGGUGGUGAAUAUGACGGUGGACACGGAGUAG
Aspergillus aculeatus ATCC 16872 is the source of this 1329-nucleotide messenger RNA. RefSeq names its product SANT/Myb-like DNA-binding domain-containing protein. Gene Ontology annotation, molecular function: DNA-binding transcription factor activity, RNA polymerase II-specific; RNA polymerase II cis-regulatory region sequence-specific DNA binding. Gene Ontology annotation, cellular component: nucleus. Lineage: Eukaryota; Fungi; Ascomycota; Eurotiomycetes; Eurotiales; Aspergillaceae. The record is from RefSeq and is a predicted model, not a curated record. The coding region runs from base 1 to 1329 and encodes 442 amino acids. Gene Ontology annotation, biological process: regulation of DNA-templated transcription. The transcript is spliced from 3 exons.